This is a messenger RNA of Trichogramma pretiosum, 2124 nucleotides long. RefSeq lists its product as uncharacterized. The transcript is spliced from 5 exons. The record is from RefSeq and is a predicted model, not a curated record. Lineage: Eukaryota; Metazoa; Arthropoda; Insecta; Hymenoptera; Trichogrammatidae. The coding region runs from base 162 to 2021 and encodes 619 amino acids.
ACAUUGAUGAUUUAUAGGUUCGUUCUUAUUGCAACUGAUUAUGUCUAUUGCUCAACAAGAAUUUUUGUUUUUACUUUGUUAUAGAGACAUCGGUUGACUCGAGCAGUUCGAAAAUCAAUUUUUUUUUUUUUUUGUAAGAAAAAAAAACAAAUAUAGCCACAAUGCUUGCGAGAGUUCUUACAAAGUUGUCGAGAGUUCCCAAACUAUCACCAAACUUUUCACCGCAAGUUUGUUUAAUCUACGAUGAUCCAUAUUCAAAAAAUCCAAAAAAAGAAGACAGAUCCAGAUUUUCAAAAACAGACAAUGAUGAUUUAUCGGACCACUUUAAUACUCCCUCUCCAAUGAAUAUAUUAUCAUUUUUAGAAGAAAAUAAAGACGAUUUGAAAAGCCAAGACCUCCAUUAUGCUAUAGGGAACUUUUUAAAAAUUUACAAACAAGCACUUACAGAACCAAAUGUAGAUCAAUCCAACAUUUGGAAUCAACUUGGCUCUUUGGAUAGUUUUGAGAAGACUAUGAAUCCACAUAUAGAUAAAUUAUCAAACUCAGAUUUAAUUUAUUUUCUGCAGGUAUUGCUCAAAAUGAAAAUACCUUCUUCAUCUAAAAUAUUUUUCUCUGCUCUACAAAGUCUUUUACAAUCAGUAGAUAAAUUUUCUAUUACUGACUAUGGUACAGUGUCACGUAUUAUUAACAGAAUUCCAUCAAGUCCGUUGACCUUCAAGUUAAGGACUGUCAUGAAGCAAAAGUUCAUUGUAAAAGUAUCAAUGAAUUUGGAUAAAAAAAAUAUAGAUCAUUUGACAAGUGGAUUAGUAUUUGCAGCUCAAAACUCAUGCAAUAAUUUAUUCAAAAUAUUUUUAACUCAUUUUGAAAAUUUUCAAGACGAUAUUCCUUUAGAAAAUGCUAAUUUAAUAAUGGAAGCUAUACUAAAAGCAAAAGUGCCAUCAAACAGUAUUGUCAAGGCAUUGAAAAAAACUGAAAAUGCUAUUAUUAAUCAUAGUGACGAAUUAAACAUGGGUCAAGUAAAUUUCAUAACACUCUUAUUAGAUAUCAAACUUAAGAACACAAAGGAUGAAGUAUUUUAUAAUCCAUACUUUCUAGAUCUGAUGGCUAAGAAAUUUAUACAAAAUGAUUGGGGCUUUGAAGGUACCUUGAGUGCUAUUAGAAAUCUCACAAAUAUGCGGCAUUACAACAAAGAAUUAGUAAAUUAUGGAUGUGCCUCGUAUUUUGAAAAAAGGACUAUGAAACAGGAAUAUAUUGGAAGUGAGAUAAAGAAACUACUUGUAUUAAUCACUGGUUUAUCUCUAGGUAGUCAUAAAACAAUAUUUUGGAUAGACAUAGAAAAAUCUUUAAAAGAAGCAAAAUCAUUGGAAAGUUUUGAUGAUGAGACUCUAUGCAUCUUAUUAGCAAAUAUGUUGAGUUUAGAUUCAUAUCCAGAAUACUUAUUAAAAAAAUUUUUCGAUAAGGAAAGAAAUUACAAUCAAAAUGAAUUUUUACUUUGGACAUUUACUAAAAUUUAUCAAAAAUUGAAAACUAAUAAAAAUUACAAUGGUCCGCUACCAAGUGAUCAGCAAAUGAAACAUUUGGAAUCCCAUAAUGAUGAUAUGAUUAAAAAAGUUAAAAAACGUCACAAUAGACUAUAUCCUUAUUUGGAAGAAGGGCUUGGUGGAUCGAAAUUCAUAAAAUCUGGCGUUAAAACUAAAUUAUUUCAUGUUAUUGAACAUGUUGUAGCUUUUCAAGCAAAUCCAACAUUAGAUCCAUGGGAUAUAAAUCAAAAUAACGAGGGUGACGUUUACUUAGAGGAUUUGCAAGUACCAGAAGGAUGUAAAAUAGUUCCUAUCAUAACUGUUUCUGACCAGUGGUAUACGAGAAAUACAAAUGAGUUGUUGGGAUUGCAUAGAAUAGAAAUAGAUUCAUUAAGAGCCAUGUCUUAUCCGGUUGUUGUGAUAAAUAGAACUAGCUGGAAGAAGAUGCCACUCGCAGAAAAAACAAGCUUUUUAAUGGAGCAAAUAAAAGCUGUACUUUAAAUGUAAGAUGUGUUGUGCCAUCAUAGUGUUACAAUAGCACUAAAAUUUAUAUUGGAAUGAUCUUGUUAUAAAUUGUUGACAAAAUAUUUUGUAAAAUAUUGUA